GCCCGGAAAAGCGGCCCUUUGGCGCCCCCUCUGGCAGGAAGUGGAAAGAGGAGAGAGAGGAACGGCGUAUGUGGAAGAGGGAGAGCCCCUCAAGAGGAGAGAUUAAAUCCUCGGCGGCGGCGGCGGCGGCUUCGUAUCUGGAGAGUGGAAAGCGGCGCUGGUCUUUAAGAAGGGAGCUCUGCUGCGGGGGUGCGCUUCCCGACUGCCGGGCCCUUUCCUUCACCCUCUAUUCUCUCCGCUGCCCGCUGGGCCCCGGCUCCGCCCCCUCCAUCUCCCGUGGGGGGCCCGUCUGGCUAACUGCCGGUGCCCCAUGAGGCGCGGCCCCCUCGGGAUACAAGUUGGGCCUAGGCGGAACUGAAGUGCUUGAGACAAAGCUUCAGGCAAGGAUCUUUGGGACCUGACGUUAUGGAGACAGAAAGUGAGCAAAACUCAAACUCAGCCAGUGGCAGCUCAGGCUCUGGAGGAAGCACUCGCCCUCAGAUAUCUCAAAUGACCCUCUAUGAGCGUCAGGCAGUGCAGGCGCUUCAGGCACUGCAGAGGCAGCCCAAUGCAGCCCAGUAUUUCCACCAGUUUAUGCUGCAACAGCAGCUCAACAGUGCUCAGUUACACAGCCUGGCUGCAGUCCAGCAGGCCACAAUUGCAGCAAGCCGACAGGCAAGCUCUCCAAACACAAGCACCUCUCAACAGACAGCUACCACACAGGCUUCAAUUAAUUUGGCUACCACAUCAGCUGCACAGUUAAUCAGCCGUUCACAGAGUGUGAGUUCACCUAGUGCCACCACCCUGACCCAAUCAGUGCUUCUUGGGAACACCACUUCACCACCUCUUAACCAGUCACAAGCUCAGAUGUAUCUUCGGGUGCAGAAUUUGGCUGUCAGAAGUCAACAGACCUCAGCAGCUAAUGUGCAGCUCCAGGCUUCUGCUCCAAAGGCUGCUUUGUCAGGGAAUUCCCAGGCUUCAGUACUUCCCCAGGCCACCCAUGCUGGCCAGACCUUGACAGUGACGCAAGCCUCUUCUGGCAAUGUAGGCCAGUCACUAAAUCUUAGUCAAGGGGCAUCAGGAAGUAACGGCAUUUCUGGGGGUGUGGCAUCCUCUGUAGGGAACCAUGCUACUUCUGGGCUGAGCCAUGCAACUUCAUCUGGCCCAGGGAGCAGCUGCCAGAGAAAAGGUACUGGUGUAGUUCAGCCUUUACCUGUAGCUUCUGCUGCUCAAGCAGUGACUGUGAGCCAGGGAAGUCAGACAGAGGGAGAAAAUGCAGCCGCAAAGAAGGCUGAAGCAGAUGGUAAUGGACAACAGACUGUGGGCAUGAACCUGACCAGGACAGCUACACCAGCCCCAAGCCAAACUUUGAUAAGUUCUGCCACAUAUACCCAAAUCCAGCCUCACUCGCUGAUCCAACAACAACAACAGAUUCAUCUCCAGAAGCAAGUAGUGAUCCAGCAGCAAAUUGCCAUCCAUCACCAGCAGCAGUUCCAGCAUCGGCAGUCUCAGCUCUUGCACACUGCCACGCACCUCCAGUUGGCGCAGCAGCAGCAGCAGCAGCAGCAGCAAGCUCCAGCUCUGGCCCAGCAGCAGCAGGGGCCACCACAGGGUCAGCAGCAGGCCCCGCCUCUUCAGGGCCAACAGCAAGCACAGACCCUUGUCGUCCAGCCCAUGCUGCAGUCACCAUCUCAGCCAGUGCAGCUCCAGCAGGACAGCCUUUGCCAGGCAGCUACUAAAUCACCUGUCCCUAUUCAGUCAAAGCCACCCAUAGCCCCUUUCAAACCUCCACAGCUUGGUGCUGCCAAAAUGUCAGCAUCCCAACAGCCCCCACCUCAUAUCCCAGUGCAGGUUGUAGGCAGCCGCCAACAAGGCUCAGCCCAAGCUCAAGCACUGGGCCUUCCGCAGAUGAACACUGCAGCGCAGGUCCCCCGGGGCAUGCCAGCUGUAGUCCAGCCGGUCUCCCAGGUCCCCACAGCAUCCUCAUUAUCCCAGACCUCUUCUGCCUCAUUUUCUUCUUCUUCUCUUCCUCUACAAGAAGCCCAUUCUCCUCUCACUUCUGGGGUCAAUGUGGCCCAAGUCCAAGGCACAACACAGGUGAAGAGCACUGCUUCCUCUCCAGUCAUGGCUCAGGCACCGGCAUCGGCAUACUACGUGCAGCCUGUCCAGUUACCUAGCAAGCCACAGACCUUGGCAGUCAAGCGCAAAGCAGAAUCUGAAGAGGAGAGGGAAGAGUCCAUUGCACCACCUUCGCUCCUGCCAGCUAAGUGUCCUCCUGUGACUGAGAGUCCCAAAGCCACAGAAGAGAAGGUUGGUCUUGGAGGUGAAGGAAACAGGGAGAAAUCUGAGUCCUUUCCCAGUGCCACUCCAAAUGCACCCCCAAGUGACCCCAGCUCUAUCACUCCUACAACUGCUGCUUUGCCUACCUUAGCCAUGUUGUCACGCCAGACGGGAGACUCCAAACCUCCACAAGCCAUUGUCAAGCCUCAGAUUCUUACACACAUCAUAGAGGGUUUUGUCAUCCAAGAAGGGGCAGAGCCUUUCCCGGUGGGCUGCUCUCAGUUUCUAAAAGAGUUUGAAAAGCCCCUUCAAGGAGGAGUUCCCUCUAGGCAAACUGAGAACCAGCCUAGCAACUCCCUAGGAGAAAGCAUAGCAGCAGAGCAAGACAAAAAAGGGAAUCUGCUGAAAUGUGAAUUCUGUGGAAAAUACGGUCCAGCCAAUCAAUUUCGUGGUUCCAAAAGGUUCUGUUCUGUAACAUGUGCCAAGAGGUACAAUGUAGGCUGCAGUCACCAGCUUCGGCUGCAAAGGAAAAAAAUGAAAGAGCUUCAGGAAGCAAACUAUGCACGGCGGCGGCGUGGACCUCGGCGCAGCAGCUCAGAGAUUGCCCGAGCCAAGAUACAGGGCAAGCGUCACCGGGGCCAAGAAGACUCUAGCAGAGGAUCUGAUAACUCCAGUUAUGAUGAAGCAUUGUCCCCUACAUCUCCAGGACCCCUGUCAGUGAGGGGUAGUCAUGGAGAACGAGAUCUUGGCAGCUCCAGCGUGACUCAAUCUGCUCCUGACCUACAUGGCAUCAACCCUGUAUUCCUAUCCAGCAACCCCAGCUGCUGGAGUGUAGAGGAAGUGUACGAGUUCAUUGCAUCUCUGCAAGGCUGCCAGGAGAUUGCAGAGGAGUUUCGCUCUCAGGAAAUUGACGGUCAGGCUUUGCUCCUACUGAAGGAAGAGCACCUCAUGAGCGCCAUGAAUAUCAAGCUGGGUCCUGCCCUCAAGAUCUGUGCCAAGAUCAAUAUCCUCAAAGAGACCUAAUAACAUGAGAAGCCAGAGUUCUCCCCUCUUCAAGCUAGGACAAUUUCUUCAAACUCCUAACACUGAAUGAAGAGGAAACUGACUUCUCUUAAAAGCCUGUCUUGGUGCUAUAUGGGGAACAACUCCCCAGGAGGCCUUGAAACAUCUUUUCAAGAUAGUCUUGUGUGGCCUGAACAUUCUCUAUCCCCUGGAUUGUUCUGAUGGUAAAACAGUAAAGAUGAGAAUUCCGUAUUGAGGCUUUUCAGAGGAAGGGCUGAGAAGGGCCCUUCCUCUCCUCAUUGUUUUGUUUUUUUAUUUUGUUUUUAUUUUUUUUCCUCCAUGGGAUUUUUUUCCUUCUACACAGGGAGCCAGUUAGUGCUGAAGUUUGGCAAUGGAUUCUCUUGCUGAGGGAGGGAAGCUGGAAGAUAGCUUAAAUGGCACCUUUCUUAAUCCACAAGUGUCAAGUGGAGGUAAGUAGCAAAUGGACCACAUACAGAACACUGAAAAAUAAAGUGUUAUGGAUCACUUAAAGACUGAAGCUUGUUCACGCCUAAUAGGAUCCUUUUAAUUCUACAUGUGACUUGUGGAAUUGGGAGAUGCCAUUCAAGAUCCAAAGGAGAACCCAAAUAUACUGAAGCACCAUUUGUUUACAUCUUGCUUUUAAAUGUUUUCCUUUAUCUGUUUUGUAUCUUUCCUUCCCCCUGAGAACAUAUGGGACAAAGUUUCUUCUAGCAGGUUUGUAUCUCCUAUCAGAAACCUGUUUAUUUUUGUUUAUUAUGCAAAUAUUCUCUUCAGUAAAAAGAAUGCUUCAAAAAUUAA
This is a messenger RNA of Rhineura floridana, 4080 nucleotides long. RefSeq names its product polyhomeotic homolog 1 (gene PHC1). The coding region runs from base 406 to 3282 and encodes 958 amino acids. The record is from RefSeq and is a predicted model, not a curated record. Gene Ontology annotation, cellular component: nucleus; PRC1 complex. The transcript has 14 exons. Gene Ontology annotation, molecular function: protein binding; zinc ion binding. NCBI's taxonomy places the organism in Eukaryota, Metazoa, Chordata, Lepidosauria, Squamata, Rhineuridae.